AUGGCAUCCAAUAAAGCAAGCCGGUUAGGCGAGGAGACUCGUGUUGAUAAGGUCAAUGCGGAGUUGGUUAUUCUGACCUAUGGAACUGUGGUCGCCCAGCUUUGCAAGGACUUCGACGGAGAUUAUGUCGAAGUCAACAAACAGCUUGAUAAGAUGGGCUACAACAUUGGCUUGCGGCUGAUUGAGGAUUAUCUCGCCAAAUCCAAUACCAUGAAGCGGUGUUCAAACUUCAGGGAGACUGCAGACAUGAUUGCGCGGGUUGGAUUCAAGAUCUUUCUGAAUAUUACUCCCCAAGUAACCAACUGGACCAACGACAACAAGCAGUUUUCGUUGGUCUUUGACGAAAAUCCCCUGGCUGACUUCGUGGAGCUUCCCGAUGACGGACGGGCGCAAGAUGAGCUCUGGUACUCCAAUAUCUUUUGCGGCAUACUGCGAGGGGCCUUGGAAAUGGUCCAGAUGCAAGUCGAAGCUCAUUUUAUAAGCGAUAUCCUGCGUGGAAGCGAUACUACGGAGAUGAGGAUAUCUUUAAUUCGAUACAUCGACGACGAGUUGCCUCCUGAGGACGACUAA
Molecule: messenger RNA, 570 nt
Organism: Scedosporium apiospermum
Lineage: Eukaryota; Fungi; Ascomycota; Sordariomycetes; Microascales; Microascaceae
Exons: 3
Coding region: 1-570 (189 amino acids)
Biological process (GO): endoplasmic reticulum to Golgi vesicle-mediated transport; intra-Golgi vesicle-mediated transport
Cellular component (GO): cis-Golgi network membrane; cytosol; TRAPP complex
Source: RefSeq, a predicted model, not a curated record